AGUAUACUUCAGCUCUUGUAAUAUAAAUAGACUCACAUUCAUAUUCAGAACUAUAACCUACACAUAUUUUACAUUAUUAAGGGGAUAAUUUCAUCCAAUUACCUCACAAACAUGCAUUCAGAAUCAGUGAAAUCAAGUCCAUCUCCCCCUUCUGAAGGUCAUAAGCAUAAGAACCUGGAUAGAGAAAUCAGGGAGAUGUUAUCUGCCAUCACUCAUCGUGUCACUGAUUUUCAUAAACCGGGCUCCACCCACCAUUUGGACAAUGACGAUGAACAUGGCACUAGGAUCAUCACCCUCGCAGGAACCAACGAUGGAGCUACCCUGCGAAGCGAAUUGGAUGAAAAAUCAGGUAAAUAUUCUUCUGAUGGUGAGCCUGAAGCAUUGAGCACUUACGUUAACAGCAACUUUCAGGCCGUCAAUAACUCCAUCAUGCUUGGUGGUAGUUACCAUGCCAAUGAUCCUGGUGUGCACAUGGACAUUUCAGAUUUCACUGAGCCUCCUCAAAGUCACCAUAAAGCUGAGAAACUUGGGAAGAAGGAAAAGAAGAAAGGGAAAGAAGGUUCUAAAACUGAACAUCAUUCUGAUUAUUAAAGCUCCAUAUGUAGAGGUUAUGAUGAAAACUAAAUAUGAUGGGGUGUCAAAGAAUAAAUGCAAUCUACACCAUUUUGGGACUAGAACUUCUUUGUGUCUAUUGUUGAACUACUACGUAAUGUAUGCUUGAAAUGACUAUGUUUCCAAUAUUUAUUUUUGUUUAUUUUAUUUUUAGGCUUUCGUGCUUGUUCUCUACUUGAGUUAUUAAUCAAUCAUCAUGAGGAAAAUUACCAUUUCCA
This is a messenger RNA of Cicer arietinum (chickpea), 830 nucleotides long. RefSeq lists its product as uncharacterized. The record is from RefSeq and is a predicted model, not a curated record. Lineage: Eukaryota; Viridiplantae; Streptophyta; Magnoliopsida; Fabales; Fabaceae.